AUGGUUUCCAGGCAGUGCAUGGCUUUGUUUCUCUGCUUUCUGCUACUGAUUCCUCUUUCUCUGGAUGCAGUCUUUCUAAAGCAGGAAGAGGCAAGCAGCAUUCUGCAACGGCAAAGACGAGCCAACAGCUUCUUUGAAGAGAUAAAACUGGGGUCACUAGAGCGAGAAUGCAUGGAAGAAAAGUGUUCCUUUGAGGAAGCAAGAGAGAUUUACUAUGAUGAUGAAAGGACAAAAGAGUUCUGGCACAUCUAUUCCGACCCUAACCAGUGUGACUCCAACCCCUGUCAGAACGGCGGGAGUUGUGACGACCAGUUUCAGGAUUACGUGUGCCGCUGUCCCGUCGAAUAUGAAGGCAAAAGCUGUGAAAAAGCCACGGCUGACAAACUGAAGUGCAUUUACGACAACGGUGGCUGUGAACAGUACUGUACUGAUGAGCAGUCCGAAAAACGAGUGUGCUUCUGUGCGGACAAUUACACUUUAGCGAGUGAUGGUGUGUCCUGCGUUCCCCAAGUGAAAUACCCAUGUGGAAAAAUACCAGUGCUGGCAAAAAAAAAUGCAACUGCACAGGGGAGAAUAGUAGGUGGUUUAAUCUGUCCUCCAGGUGAAUGUCCAUGGCAAGCCCUUAUAAUACAGAAUCAGAAAGAAAACUGUGGCGGUACCCUGCUUUCCCCAGAGUGGGUGGUCACUGCAGCUCACUGUUUGGAGCAUACUCAUCCUAAACAGCUUCGGGUGAGACUGGGUGAACACACAAUAAAUUACAAUGAGAAAACUGAGCAAGAAAGUGGAGUUGCCAGGAUAAUCAUUCAUGAAGAAUACACGAAAGGACAAGUCAAUAAUGAUAUUGCCCUCCUGAGCCUGGAAACACCUGUGAAUCUCACCGAUCACGUGGUGCCGAUAUGUUUGCCUGAAAAACGGUUUGCAGUGCAUGAACUGUCCUCCAUCAAGUUCUCCACAGUGAGCGGGUGGGGACGCCUACUAGAUGGAGGUGCCACCUCUUCUGUUCUGAUGAAAGUUGAUUUGCCACGUGUAAAGACACAAGAAUGUGAAAAGGAGACCGAUUUAAAUAUUACAGAGAAUAUGUUCUGUGCAGGAGACCUGACCGGCGUUAAAGACUCCUGCAAGGGAGACAGCGGUGGACCUCAUGCUACAAAGUACAAGAACACUUGGUUUCUGACCGGGAUUGUCAGCUGGGGAAAGGGCUGUGCUGUUAAAGGCAGCUAUGGGGUUUACACAAGGGUGUCCAAAUACAUCGACUGGUUGAAGAAAAACAUGGAUUAA
Molecule: messenger RNA, 1278 nt
Organism: Aptenodytes forsteri (emperor penguin)
Lineage: Eukaryota; Metazoa; Chordata; Aves; Sphenisciformes; Spheniscidae
Product: coagulation factor VII
Exons: 8
Coding region: 1-1278 (425 amino acids)
Biological process (GO): blood coagulation; proteolysis
Cellular component (GO): extracellular region
Molecular function (GO): serine-type endopeptidase activity; calcium ion binding
Source: RefSeq, a predicted model, not a curated record